UUUAAAGAAAAAGUGAAUUUUAUCCAGGAAAAUCGAUCAUUUCAGUGUCAAUUUAAUGAUUAUCAUUAAAUUUAUAGAUCAAAUGUAUUUGGUUAUCACAAGAUAAAAUUAUUUCAAAUUCACUAUUACUUACGGAACAAAACUAAGAUUGGUAAUAUUAAUAAUAAUAAACAUUGUGAUAUAUAUCUAUGUAUAAACGACCAAUGCUUCAUGAGGUGCGAAACAAGCAGGAGUUAGGCAGUGAUCAUAUAGCUGUCAAAUUUAAUGACAACAAAGUUGAAAAUAUUGUAACACAUGAUACUUCUGAAGAACCUCAUUGUAAACGAUGUGAUGAACCAUUUACUGAAGAUGAAAAUAUCGUUUGUGUUAAAAAUGACAUCUAUCAUCCGACAUGUUUUGUAUGUACUCAAUGUUUACAACCAUUAUCUAAUAAAGAAUUUUAUGAGUUUGAAGGUCGAAGAUAUUGCAAAUAUGAUUUUCAAGUACUUUUUGCACCAUUUUGUUUUAAAUGUGGUGAAUUUAUCAUGUCAAAAGUGGUAAAAGCAAUGAAUCGAAGCUGGCAUCCUGAAUGUUUAGUCUGUGAUGAAUGUGGUAUUCAAAUUGUAAGCAAAGGAUUUCAAAGACAUAAAACAAGAAUCCUGUGUAAAGAUUGUUGGUCUGUUAUAUGUCAAGAAUUAGUUGGAUAUCACAUAUGUCAAACAUGUAAUGAACCAAUUGAAUUAAAUAAACACAUCAAAUUUAUGGGUGAUUUUCAUCAUCCACAUCAUUUUCAUUGUUAUGAUUGUGAUCAAGAACUUGGUAUGGAUGCACAUGAACGUGGUGGUGAAUUAUAUUGUCUUAAAUGUUUCAGUCGUUCUGGUGUAUCAAUAUGCUCAGCAUGCAGACGUCCGAUUGAGGGUCGUAUAGUUUGGGCACUUGGUAAAGUUUGGCAUGUUGAACAUUUUGUAUGUCAUCACUGUGAAAUACCAUUUAUGGGUAGUAGGUUUUAUGAGUGGCAAGGACACGCCUACUGCCUAAUACAUUAUCAAUCUAGAAUUGGAAGUGUCUGUCAUAUAUGUGCGAAACCGGUUACUGGUAUAUUGGUUAAAUUUACUAAUAAAAUUUAUUGCCCUGAACACUUUCUUUGUUCACUAUGUGACAGAAAAUUAGAUGAAAAAUCCAAACUUUAUGAAAUCGAUUUGAAACCAGUAUGUAAAGAUUGUUAUGAUAAAUUACCAAUACAGUGGAAAAAGAUUCUGGCAAAAAUUCAUCGUGCAGAUAGAAAAAAAUGGAGUAAUUAAUGAUUAUUUGUAUAUUCAUAAAAAAUGUAACAAGUUUACAUUUAUUCCGUACAAUCAUUUAAGGAAACCAUUUCAAACAGUUGACAUAUAUAUAUAUAUAUAACCUACAUUUGAGUCGACUAUUCAAUGUUUUAACAGGAUUUUAUUUUCUAUAAUAUUCUAUUCAAAACUGUAUACAUAGUUUUCACUGUCAUACUUCUAUAUUCUGAUUAACCUGUAAUGUAAUUAAGUAAUGGAUGAUAAUCAAAGCAAUUCAUUCUAUUUGUUUUCUGUGUAGUGCUUGUUGUGAUAUCGAUUAGCAAACAAUGUUGACAAGAGAAAAAUUACUUGAGUCGUCAUUAUAUUCAAAUUAAUGGUGUACAGUUUUUCAUGUGAUAUUAUUCAAUUAAUCAAAAUAAAAGCUGAACUUAAACAAA
Molecule: messenger RNA, 1696 nt
Organism: Schistosoma haematobium
Lineage: Eukaryota; Metazoa; Platyhelminthes; Trematoda; Strigeidida; Schistosomatidae
Gene: LIMS2
Product: LIM and senescent cell antigen-like-containing domain protein 2
Exons: 9
Coding region: 189-1280 (363 amino acids)
Biological process (GO): positive regulation of integrin-mediated signaling pathway; cell-cell adhesion; positive regulation of substrate adhesion-dependent cell spreading
Cellular component (GO): cytoplasm; focal adhesion; cell-cell junction
Source: RefSeq, a predicted model, not a curated record